Molecule: messenger RNA, 986 nt
Organism: Vidua macroura (Pin-tailed whydah)
Lineage: Eukaryota; Metazoa; Chordata; Aves; Passeriformes; Viduidae
Gene: FSAF1
Product: chromosome 3 C1orf131 homolog
Exons: 7
Coding region: 19-762 (247 amino acids)
Source: RefSeq, a predicted model, not a curated record
CCGCCCGCCGCGGCAGCCAUGGGACCGCGGGAGCCGCGCUGCCGGCUGGAGGCGGUGCUCGGCGCCCUCUACGACCUGGGUGAGGAGCCCGGCGGUGCUCGGCGCGCUGCAGAGAACGGCGAAGCGAGAGCAGUGCCGCCGUCGGCGCAGGAGGAAGAGGAGAGACGGGAGCCGCAGUCGGCGGCGGGCGGGCGGCGCGGGGCCCGCAGCUUCUUCGGGGAGUUGCGGGCCGAGCUGAGCGCCGCCGGCACUGCCCCGCCGCCCCCCGCGGCCCCGCCCGCCGUGGAGGUCGUGGUGUUCCGCAGGAGGAAGAGGAAGGAGCGGCACGGCCCCUCGGCAGCGCCGGUCGGCGGAGCACAGACCCAAAUAGUGAAUGAAGAGAAAAAUGCAGUCAGACAAGAAUUUAACUUUGAAAAGGCUCGCCUGGAAGUGCACAAGUUUGGAAUCACUGGCUACAAGAAGCAGGAGCAACGUGUUUGGGAACAGGAGCGUGCUAUCAUGCUAGGAGCCAAGCCCCCUAAAAAGGUACAUGUGAACUACAGGACUUACCAAGAGAAGCUGAAAGAGAAAAAAGCAGUGAAAGAUGCUGAUAAAGAAACGGAACAUAAAGGUGAUUCUAUUAAGAAGAAGAAGAAAGAACAGAAGGAGAGGAAGGCCAAAAGGAAGAAAUCAGUGCGUAGCAUUUGGCCUGCAGGACAAGUUGGAAAAUUCAGAAAUGGGACCUUGAUUCUGCAAAGCCAUGACAUAAAGAAAAUUAAAUAAUCUAAAGUUAGUAAAUGAACUUCAUGAUACAGAGUGAAAUGGACAAUAUGCAUAAGAGAAAUCACAUUGCUACCAACACAGACUUCUGAGGCCUUUUGCCUAUCCACCAUAUCCUAAUUUUUUAAUAUUAUUUGUUAUAUCGGAAUUUUUAUGUACCAUUCUGCCUUGGGAUGAUUAUUAGAAUUUACCUUUUUAUAAAUAAAGAUUAGAGUUCUUAUUAAGAA